Hippocampus zosterae (dwarf seahorse) is the source of this 2012-nucleotide messenger RNA. RefSeq names its product UPF0461 protein C5orf24 homolog. The coding region runs from base 468 to 1127 and encodes 219 amino acids. The record is from RefSeq and is a predicted model, not a curated record. The transcript is spliced from 2 exons. Lineage: Eukaryota; Metazoa; Chordata; Actinopteri; Syngnathiformes; Syngnathidae.
ACUAUUGUGGUGUUUUAGAACACUGCGUCAUGCUGAACGCCAGUAUAAAACCGCAUUUUCUUUGCCUCGUUCAGCUUUGAACACGGUGAACUCGUUAAACCGUGGUAUGAAUUGUGGCAACGCGUUUACCAAGAUGCGAGAUUUGUGUAAUUUGUGUAAAUGUACUACGCGUGUAAUGCUUUUCCCCUCGUUUUGUCAACUUUUCGCUCGGGUGACGGUUUUCCCGGAAAUACGACAUCGUAACGCAUACGCAUGCGCGGUUAUUCCAUCUUGCUACACGAUUUUUUUUUCAGGCGAAAAUGGCUUCCUGUCUUAUCUCGCCUACCGUCUGAAGGAUUAUAAAAGAUGAAGCCAUUGCUCGCUUUUACUUGCGGACACCUGGGCGUACAUCGCAGACAUGACCGUUAAAAAUACGAUAUUAACAUUUCACCGUGUGUUAUCCCAAGACUGAGCCCCCUCAACAGAAAAUGAUGCAUCACGUGACCUGUAGCAGCAGCAGCAAUGACUUCUGUAUGGCACCUGCAGAAGAUUGCCACCCGGCAAGCAGAUUUGAUCUAUGCAGCCUCCAAUCUAACAAGUUCUACCCCUGCUCUCCCUCAAACUCUGGCUUGCACCUGUCCUUUGCAGGGCUGGCUCCAUUGCCACCGAACAUGCACAAAGUGAUGGCGGGUCCGGCGCAAGAGACCCAGAAUUCAUUUCAGCUUCAGCCGAUGACAGUCAAUAGCGGGGAGGUUGCAGGGCCUGUCGGCACUAAAAAAACAGGCAAAGUGAAGUCCGGGAGGAGAGGCAGACCAUUGGGGACCACCAAGUUAGCUGGUUACCGCACAAGUACUGGACGUCCACCUGGGACCACAAGAGCUGCUGGUUUUAAAACCAGCCCCGGGCGGCCCCUCGGUACCACCAAAGCAGCUGGCUAUAAGGUGAGCCCCGGGAGGCCUCCCGGUAGUGUCAAGAGUCCAGCGAAGCUUAAGGAGCAGGAAAGUGGUGGUGAUGCUCCCAAGAAAGUCGACUUUAGUCCGACGAAGCUGGACUUCACUGGCUGUGAUCUUCCGCUGCUUGCCUAUGCCAUGAUGGAGAAGAGAAACUUGUGUGAGCCUCUCGUUAAACCAAAUGAAAACAGUUCAUAACAUCGGAGCGCAGAGAAAAAAAAUGAUGACACUUAGCCAAGCAUUUGUCCUCAACUUCCUAACUCAAUUUCAAUGUACAGUCUUAUCUUUGUCAAAAAAAAAAUCCCUUUUGCCAAGAAUUGUCUUGGCGGGGAAGCAUGCAUGUUAUGUUGGUGAUAAAAAAGUGACUCUUUUGUCAUCUUAUGAUGCCUCCUUUAACACGUCGGACCAGUAUCUUGUACAGUUUUCUAUAUAUAUACAGUAUAUAAAUAAGUAUUUUGUGGUAAACAGCCAGUCAUAUCACCACUAUUUGAACGUAUGUAAAAUAUGUUAUCCACUUAAAACAUUCAUGCUUGUUUUCUUGUAAAUACCGGAUUUUUGAUACAACUUCAAGUUUUAACAGUGUUGUUUAUGAUGCAUAUACAGUAUCAUAAGCCAGUGUUCCCAACCUUUAUUGAGCCAAGGCUCAAAACCACCAAACAAAAAUGGCACUUAAGGGUAUUCAUAGGUAAUUAUGUGCCUUCUGCCAUCUAGUCAAAGAGGAUUUAAUUGUUCUGCUUGUCACUAUGUUGCUGCCGUAGAUAGUUGAACAAAGAGACAUUAUUUCUAGUAAAUAAAUCAUUUUUGGACCAAUCAAGUCAAUUUCAAUGCUUUCCCGUGGCACGCCUGAUUCUCUCUCACGACACACAGGUUGGGAAUUACUGUAUAAGCUCAUGGAGGCUGCUUGGUUUUAAUACAUUGUAGUUGCUGGGCGCGCCAUUGUUACCAUGUGUGUCUGAGUGAGGGUGUUAAACACACCCUCACAUACUUUUCACUAUGUUUUCUAACCAUAUCACUUACAAAUCCAUGGCAUGUUGUUGCACUUUGUUGACAAACAAGAAUCCAAAUAAAAUUGCUUUGUCUAUG